Molecule: messenger RNA, 411 nt
Organism: Sorghum bicolor (sorghum)
Lineage: Eukaryota; Viridiplantae; Streptophyta; Magnoliopsida; Poales; Poaceae
Product: protein FLORAL ORGAN NUMBER2-like
Exons: 2
Coding region: 1-411 (136 amino acids)
Source: RefSeq, a predicted model, not a curated record
AUGGCCCGGUUCUCGCUGUGCUUGGCGGUGGCGGCGGCGGCGGCGUGCUGCUGCCUUGCGUUGCUCCUGCCGCCGGUGCAGGGGCGCCGUCCUGGCACCGGCACCGGCACCGGCAGGGAUCAUCGUCUCCUGUUUCCCGAACCACGCUUGGAUGCCGAAAAGCCGACGGAGCAGCAGCGCGGCGAGCCGGUGAAGAAGGCAGCGACGCCGCCGUCGGCGGGGGGCGUCGUCACGGCGGAGCUGCGGUGGGUACCUGGAGGCGCGAACCCGUUGCACAACCACGGCAGUAGCACCAGGCAGGACAAGGAACGCACUCCACCGGCAGCGGCGGCGGCGGCGGCCGCCGGCGGGAGCGUCUCCAGGCCGGAGCUGCGAACCACACCUUGGAGCGCGAACCCGUUGCACAACUAG